CUGAAAGUCAGAGCUAAAAACAUUUUUCUUGUUCCCCUCUUCUCUUUCUCUCUGGCUUUUGCAUUUCUAUGCCUCUUUCUGAGAGACCCAUCCAUGGCUUCCUUGGUGCUUCUCUAUUUGUCUCAGUGGCGUCUUCCCAGAAGCUUUUUCUUCAUACCCACCACCCUAGCCCUCGCAACCUCCCUUCUCAUUCUCUUCUACAUUUCCACAACCUCUAAUCUCUUCCCUCACCACCCUCCUCUACCCAAUCUCUCUUCCUUUGCUCCUCAUCUCUACCCAUUUCAAAGUCAACGCUCACUGCCUCCUAACUCCGCCCCAAAUGGAAACUAUGACAAUAACAACGAGGUGUUCCAUGACACACAUAUCUUUGUUCAAGACUAUAAAGAAAUGAAAAGGAGCUUUAAGAUAUAUGUUUAUCCUCACAGGAAAGAUGAUCCCUUUGCAAAUGCACUUCUUCCUGUGGAUUUCGAACCUGCGGGUAACUAUGCCAGUGAAAGUUACUUCAAGAAGGUCCUGAUGGAAAGCCAUUUCAUCACAAACGAUCCAACCCAGGCACAACUUUUCUUUUUACCUUUCUCCAUUGCAAGGUUGCGACACGACCCCAGAGUUGGUGUGGGAGGCAUCCAGGAUUUUAUUAGAGAUUACAUGUUCAAUAUUAGUCACAAGUACGAAUAUUGGAACCGGACUGGUGGAGCAGAUCAUUUUUAUGUUGCUUGUCAUUCCAUUGGACGCUCAGCUAUGGAAAAAGCAACCCAAGUCAAAUUUAAUGCCAUUCAACUUGUGUGCUCUUCAAGUUACUUCCUAUCUGGGUACAUUGCUCACAAGGAUGCAUGUCUCCCUCAAAUUUGGCCCAGAAAACAAGACCCCCCUAACCUCCUGUCAUCAAAUAGAACAAAACUUGCAUUCUUUGCCGGAGGAAUUAACUCCCCAGUACGGGAAAGGCUUCUUCAAGUUUGGAGAAAUGACUCCGAGAUUUUUGUGAACUUUGGUCGGCUUAAGACAUCGUAUGCUGAUGCGCUGCUUGGUAGCAUGUUCUGUCUCCACGUUAAAGGAUUUGAAGUAAACACAGCUCGUAUUGCAGAUUCAUUGUAUUAUGGCUGUGUCCCAGUGAUAAUUGCCAACUACUAUGACUUACCAUUCGCAGACAUACUAAACUGGAAGAGCUUCUCAGUCGUUGUUGCCACUCUAGAUAUCCCGUUGCUUAAGAAUAUCCUUAAAGGAAUCAGGUCUGAUGAAUAUAUGAGGUUAAGAAACAAUGUGUUUAAGGUGCGCAAUCAGUUCCAGUGGCACCUUUCACCUAUAGAUUAUGAUGCUUUUCACAUGGUUAUGUAUGAGUUGUGGCUCCGACGUAGUUUUUCAACAGCUUCCUUGAGCACUUUUGAGCAUUCUAAAUCAACAAAUUUUUUUUUAUGA
Fragaria vesca subsp. vesca is the source of this 1413-nucleotide messenger RNA. Its product is annotated as probable glycosyltransferase At5g03795-like. The record is from RefSeq and is a predicted model, not a curated record. The transcript is spliced from 3 exons. Gene Ontology annotation, molecular function: glycosyltransferase activity. Bases 94 to 1413 code for a protein of 439 amino acids. Lineage: Eukaryota; Viridiplantae; Streptophyta; Magnoliopsida; Rosales; Rosaceae.